AUGCGCUCCUCAACAGCAAGUUUGAUUUUGGCCUUCUGCGCCAUGUUGGCAGUUCAGGCAGCUCCAAUGGAUACAACUACCAAUGUCGCUCGUUCAGUUUCUAGUACUGAGGCAAGAGCAGAGUUCGGAGUUGUUGCUCGUGAUAACGAUUACGAUGCGGAGGGUAAUGAGAUCGAUACAAAUGGAAAGUUGAUCGAACGUGAAACUGGUUAUAACGCAGCCGGGGACGAAAUCGAUGAGAACGGAAACGUCAUUGAAAAGAGAGCCAAGAAGAGCAAGAAAGCCCAGACAACCAAGGCACGCGCUGAGACUGGCUACGAUGCGGAAGGCAAUGAGAUUGAUGCCAAUGGUAACUUGAUCGAGCGUGAUACGGAGUACAACGCUGCAGGCGAAGAGAUUGAUGAGAAUGGAAAUGUCAUCGAGAAGAGAUCCAAGACACAUACGCGUGCUGAGACUGGCUACGAUGCGGAAGGCAACGAGAUUGAUUCAAAUGGCAACUUGAUCGAGCGUGGUGCCGAUGGUUAUGAUGCCGAGGGCAACGAAAUCGAUGAGAACGGAAAGGCUAUCGAAAAACGUGAAACCGGUUAUGAUGCCGAGGGCAAUGAAGUCGACGAGAACGGAAAGGCUAUCGAGAAACGUGAAACCGGCUAUGAUGCCGAGGGCAAUGAAGUCGACGAGAACGGAAAGGCUAUCGAGAAACGUGAAACCGGCUAUGAUGCUGAGGGUAAUGAGAUCGACGAGAACGGACAAUUAAUCGAUCGCUCCACCGAUGGAUAUGAUGCAGAAGGCAAUGAAAUCGAUUCCAACGGACAAGUCAUUGAGCGUCAAACCACCAACAAGAAAAACAAGAGAGCCAAGAUCGCACGCAGAGAUUUCAACUACGAGUCCCAAUACGACGAAGCCGGCAACGAGAUCGACGAGAACGGAAACCUAGUCAACGUCUAA
Botrytis porri is the source of this 945-nucleotide messenger RNA. RefSeq lists its product as uncharacterized. Lineage: Eukaryota; Fungi; Ascomycota; Leotiomycetes; Helotiales; Sclerotiniaceae. The coding region runs from base 1 to 945 and encodes 314 amino acids. The transcript is spliced from 10 exons. The record is from RefSeq and is a predicted model, not a curated record.